AUGGAAGAAAUGGAAACCAAGCUCAGCAGCAGCGACAGAGAGGAAGCUUUCAAAAGAGAACUACCAUACUGGGUAGGAGAGAUAGACUUCACAGCUUCUAGGAAGAAACAUGGAAAGUUUAUUAAGGUCCCAAGUACCAUUCACCCUGGAAUUAUAUUUGACAUCAUGCUCAGUAAGUGGAAGCUACCUGCUCCCAAUCUGGUUGUCUCUUUAGUAGGCGAAGAAGAAAACUUCCAGAUGAAGCCUUGGCUACGGGACGUCUUAAAAAAAAGACUUUUAAAGGCAGUUCAAAGCACAGGUGCCUGGAUUUUUACCAGUGCUUUACGUGUAGGAAUAACAAGACACCUAGUGCAAGCAGUCCAAGAUCUUGCACUGGCUAGUACUUCAUCCAGAGUAAGCGUGACUGCCAUAGGAAUAACUUCACUCAGAAAAAUUAAGCACCGAGAAAUUCUGGACAACACAAAGAAUGGAAGUCCUGUACACUACCAAUCUGAUGAUAGUAGCCAAGGCCCACCAUAUUCCCUGGACCACAACCAUUCCCAUUUUAUUUUGGUGGAUGACAUAACAACAGAUGAGCCAGAUGGAGCCACUAAGCUACGUUUAGCCUUGGAAAAGCAUAUUUCAGAGCAGCGUACUGGAUAUGGUGGAACAGGUAGCAUCGAGAUCCCUGUGCUUUGCUUACUGGUAAAUGGAGGGCCAGGCACACUUGAGAGAAUUCUCAGCGGUCUGGAAAAUUCUGCUCCCUGGCUUAUCUUAGAAGGAUCUGGAGGUACAGCUGACAUCUUAGCUGCAUUCAUGAAUGGCCUACAUUCCAUCAAUCCAGAAUAUGUUGAAAAGCAAUUUAAGGAGAAAUUCCCUGCAGAAGACUUCUCGCAGAAGGACAUUCUCCAAUGGACAGAAACAAUUAAGAACAUUAUGUCAUCAUCACACCAGCAUCUUCUAACUCUGCACAACUUUGAGCAAGAUGAUUCAGAAGAACUAGACACAGUAAUUUUAAAAGCUUUAGUGAAAGCCUGUAAAAGUCAGAGUCAUUACGCUCAGGAAUAUCUGGAUGAAUUGAAGCUGGCAGUGGCCUGGAAUAGAGUUGACAUUGCUAAAAGUGAAAUACUCAAUGGUGACGUGGAGUGGAAGUCCUGUGACCUGGAAGAAGUGAUGAUGGAUGCUCUGGUCAAUGACAAAACAGAAUUCGUAAAAUUAUUUAUUGACAAUGGGGCUAACAUAUGUGAGUUCCUGACCCAUGGUCGUCUGCAGCGACUCUACUGUUCCAUUUCUCAGAAAUGCCUCCUCUAUGAACUGCUGAAGAAGCAUGAAGAAAGCAACCUGUCCUUGGCAGUGCUCCCUGGUCUACAGCAAAAUGAGCAGAAGGACAACAGCCCACUUUUCACUCUCAGUCAGGUCUCUAGAGUUCUCAAGGAUUUUCUUCAUGAUGCAUGGAAAGAUUUCUACGAGGAAAAGUCUGAUCACAUGAAUACAGAGCGAAUGCCCUUGGAUAUGAACCAGAAAUGUGAAAAUCCUUGGAGGGAUUUGUUUGUCUGGGCAGUACUUCAAAACCGGCACAAGAUGGCAAACUAUUUCUGGGCUAUGGGUCGGGAGGGAGUAGCAUCAGCUCUGGCAGCCUGCACCAUCCUUAAAGAGAUGUCCCACCUGGAGACAGAGACUGAAGUAUCUGCUACAAUGAAAGAUGCCACGUAUGAUAAGCUUGCUGUUGAACUGUUCAGUGAGUGCUACCGCAACAGUGAGGAGAGAGCGUUUGCUCUGUUGGUGAGGAAAAAUCAGUACUGGAACAAAACCACCUGCCUUCAGUUGGCUACAGAAGCAGAUGCGAAGACUUUCUUUGCACAGGAUGGUGUCCAGGCCUUCCUGACAAAAAUAUGGUGGGGAGACAUGUCUCCAAGCACAAAGAUCUGGAAGUUUAUCUGUGCGUUCUUCUGUCCUUUCCUAAUCUACACAAACUUCAUAUCAUUCAGGGAAGAAAAACAACCAAAGAAUGAGCCACUUAAAGAUCUAGACAAUUUGGAUACAGAGAGGACUCAACUUUUUUCCAAGGAAGAAGAUAGAGAAAAUGGUAAAGUGGAAAACAACUCUUCUGAAAAUACAGCGUGGAGGACAUUCAUGCAUAGCCGGUGCAUAAAAUUCUGCAGUGCCCCUGUAACUGUAUUUAUGGGGAAUGUUGUAAUGUACUUUUUUUUUCUGUCUCUAUAUACUUAUGUGCUUUUACUGGACUUUAAACUACCUCCACCAGAGGGUCCAUCUGUAUUCGAAAUUAUACUAUACUUCUGGGUGUUUACCUUUGUCUUGGAAGAGAUCCGACAGAGUUUCUAUAUGGAUGAAGACAAAAAAUUAAUAAAAAAAUUUAAACUGUAUGUAGAGGAUAACUGGAAUAAAUGUGACAUGGUGGCCAACAUUCUUUUCAUCAUUGGGGUAACCUGCAGGAUGCGGAACUCAACCUUUGAAGCUGGCCGUGCUAUACUUGCCAUUGAUUUUAUAGUGUUUACACUUAGACUUAUACAUAUUUUUGCAAUUCACAAACAACUUGGACCCAAGAUCAUAAUUGUGGAAAGGAUGAUGAAGGAUGUUUUCUUCUUUCUGUUUUUCUUGAGUGUGUGGCUCAUUGCCUACGGUGUGACAACUCAAGCUCUGCUCCAUCCCCAUGACAGCCGAGUGGAGUGGAUAUUCAGACGGGUGCUUUAUCGUCCUUACCUUCAGAUAUUUGGCCAGAUUCCACUGGAUGAAAUUGACACAUCACGAUCAUUUCCUGGGAACUGUACAUUUAAUCCACUGCAGAUUCUGCAAGACAACAUACCAUCGUGUCCUCAUAGCUAUGCCAACUGGCUCGUCAUACUUCUGCUGGUUAUCUUCCUCCUAGUCACAAAUGUUCUCCUUAUGAAUCUCCUGAUUGCUAUGUUCAGUUACACUUUUCAAGUUGUUCAGGGCAAUACAGACAUCUUCUGGAAGGUUCAGCGCUACAGCCUGAUCGUGGAGUAUCACAGCCGGCCUGUCUUACCACCACCAUUUAUCAUUAUAAACCACGUAAUUCUGGUUCUCAGAAGACUCUUCAACAAAGUGAAACAUAAAAAAACCUAUCUGGACAGAGAUCUAGAUCAAAAAAUCAUAAAAUGGGAGCUGGCGCAAAAAGACCAAUAUCUCGUAAGACUUGAACAAGAAAAGAAAGAAAGCAAUGAAGAAAGGCUAAAGGCCACAUCUAACAAGCUGGAUAAUUUGUUUAAAGAACAAGAAAAAAGGUUUAAAGCUCUGGAAGCCCGGCACGUAACUUUUGCAAUCCUAUUAGGUGUGACAAAUGCUGACACAGAAGCACCUUUGCCAGAUGGAAGUGAAAGAGAAGAGCAUGCAGAUCAGUUUGAGACUGAUAUCGCAUACAUUGAUAAUUAA
This is a messenger RNA of Acanthisitta chloris (rifleman), 3390 nucleotides long. It is a transcript of the gene TRPM5, whose product is annotated as transient receptor potential cation channel, subfamily M, member 5. Gene Ontology annotation, biological process: calcium ion transmembrane transport. The record is from RefSeq and is a predicted model, not a curated record. The coding region runs from base 1 to 3390 and encodes 1129 amino acids. NCBI's taxonomy places the organism in Eukaryota, Metazoa, Chordata, Aves, Passeriformes, Acanthisittidae. Gene Ontology annotation, cellular component: membrane. The transcript is spliced from 23 exons. Gene Ontology annotation, molecular function: ligand-gated calcium channel activity; calcium-activated cation channel activity.